Molecule: messenger RNA, 685 nt
Organism: Ornithodoros turicata
Lineage: Eukaryota; Metazoa; Arthropoda; Arachnida; Ixodida; Argasidae
Gene: Naa20A
Product: N-alpha-acetyltransferase 20-like
Exons: 6
Coding region: 111-635 (174 amino acids)
Biological process (GO): N-terminal peptidyl-methionine acetylation
Cellular component (GO): NatB complex
Molecular function (GO): protein-N-terminal amino-acid acetyltransferase activity
Source: RefSeq, a predicted model, not a curated record
AGAGGGGUCCCACGGAAAUCUGUUAGAAACGGCCGCUACUGUGUUCCCUUCCUCCAUGGUCGGUAGUCUGUACAAUGGUAUAAUCGUCGGUCGUGAACGCAACAAUCAAAAUGACGACAAUCCGCCCGUUCACAUGCGAAGAUAUAUUCAAUUACAACAAUGUGAACUUGGAUCCGCUGACGGAGACCUAUGGGCUGUCGUUCUACCUUCAGUACGUUACUCAUUGGCCGGAGUAUUUUCAAGUGGCACAAGCGCCCAACGGAGACAUCAUGGGAUACAUCAUGGGAAAAGCAGAAGGACUGGAUGAGAACUGGCACGGCCAUGUGACAGCAUUGACAGUGGCACCAGAGUAUAGGAAGCUAGGAAUCGCUGCAACACUCAUGCGUGGACUGGAGCAAACAUCAGAAAAGAAGCAGGCAUAUUUUGUGGACCUCUUUGUGCGUGUCUCCAAUAAAGUGGCUGUGGAUAUGUACAAGCACCUAGGUUACAGUGUCUACAGAAGGGUGCUUGAGUACUACUGUGGAGAAGAUACAGAUGAGGAUGCAUUUGACAUGCGCAAAGCCUUGCCAAGAGACGUAGAAAGGAAAUCUGUGAUUCCACUCUUGCAUCCAGUACGAACAGAAGAUGUUGAUUGACAAAUUUACAACUAUGUACACGAGGAAUAAAAUGGCGUCAUUCUCUCUGA